CAGGCACUCCUCGCUGAGCCGCCAUGUCCAAGCGUGGUCGCGCCGGCUCGAUGGGCAACAAGUUCCGCACGACGCUUGGUCUGUGCGUGGGCUCGGUGAUGAACUGCGCGGACAACACCGGCGCCAAGAACCUGUACAUCAUCUCGGUCAAGGGCAUCAAGGGCCGCCUCAACAAGAUUCCCGGCGCGACGUGCGGCAACAUGGUGAUGGCGACUGUCAAGAAGGGCAAGCCGGAGCUGCGCAAAAAGGUGAUGCCGGCGGUGGUGGUGCGGCAGCGGCGGACGUGGAGGCGGGUCGACGGCGGCGGGUACAUCUACUUUGAGGACAACGCGGGCGUGAUUGUCAACGUCAAGGGCGACCUCAAGGGGUCGGCCAUCUCGGGCCCGGUUGCCAAGGAGUGCGCCGACCUGUGGCCCCGCAUCGCCUCGGCCGCCGGCACCGUGCUGUAAAUCGAACCCGAGAGGGAUACGGGGGCGGUGCAUGCCUCCGCGCACGCCCCGCUCUUUGGCUUUGCGCCGAGGCGCAGCGAUGGUUGCGGAGGAGGGGGAGGAGGCCACGCCCCCUGUGUGACUAUCUGUAAAAAAAGCCUGUUGUCCUCCGGGCGGGGCAAACCGUGA
Molecule: messenger RNA, 617 nt
Organism: Emiliania huxleyi CCMP1516
Lineage: Eukaryota; Haptophyta; Isochrysidales; Noelaerhabdaceae
Exons: 2
Coding region: 24-449 (141 amino acids)
Biological process (GO): translation
Cellular component (GO): cytosolic large ribosomal subunit; ribosome
Molecular function (GO): structural constituent of ribosome; large ribosomal subunit rRNA binding
Source: RefSeq, a predicted model, not a curated record